UGAAUUUGAAACAACUCCCUAUAUUUACUUUUUUUUAUUUUUCAGUAUUUUUGAAGAUAUUUUAUUAAAAUGAUUGACCUUUAUUUGACCUUUGUAACAAGAUGUAUAAAAAUAUGCCUUUGCCUGCUUACAAAAAGUUCAUUUAUGACAAGUGGUAUUGAUAGUUGACACAAGUUGUUGAUGAGGUUAUAUUCAAAUUAUUCAACAAGCUAUUCUGUUUCUGUCUGUAUUCUUUAUUGCGAUGGCGACUAGAACAGCUAAUUUCGAAAAAGCCGACUCUCGUAAUUUACCGCGAGUGAACAACGUCAUGAUUUUAGAGUUUAUGACCAACUCCAGCAACCACAAUAUUUCGGAGAUCAGAGGAGCGAAAGCUCUUAUGUUCUUUAUCCACUUGUCUCUUCGGGAACACCUGGUGACGAUGUUUCCUGAGGUAUCCUUUUCUUUGGACCACAAUACGCUCCGUGUCACGAGUCGGCUUCGCAAGCUUUUCAUCGACGCCGAGUACAUCAUAUAUAGAAAUACCUCCAAUAUAAUUUACGACGUGUUUAAGCCAUACGCUAACUCCCCUUUUAGCUAUGCACAUGUUGCGAAAAGAGGUUCAGCUACGAUUAUAGGUGCAGGGUGUAAUAUGAUCAGUCAAUCUAUAGUUCAGAUGGUUGGAGUAUCCCUGAGGGUUGGCAGCACAUCCGUUAGAAUCACCGGAUGCCAAUUUACUGUUGAGAUAUACAGCGACAAAUAUAAAACGCCUCCGGUCGUUGCUCCUUAUUUUUCGCCGCAACAAAGUAAGGAUUUGGAGAAGUUGAUCGCGAAUUCGCAACUGGAAGAAAUAGCGGCUCGGCUGCAGGGUACCCUGACUAGCAUCGUCAAUACUACGGGUUUGUUCGGAUUGAACAUGCCUAAAUACAGGGACCGCCAGGAGAAAAUGUUAACUGAAACAGCAAACUUUAUGACUAAAGUUGCAAGAAAAAUGAACAUGAUGACGCAGAGCCGCCUUGGCAAUAUGGACUUAGAAGACGUCGCUAUUGUUGUAGAUCCAGAAGUGACCCGGGAUCCGGAUGUCAACAGUUUCGUUGGCAAAGACGGUGUCGCUUUUACAGGCAUGAAGAUAAAUGGGUUGGAUAGUGUAUACUCUACCAGACGAGGAGGCCCGUGCAUGUUGAGUAGCAUGAAGGUCUUCGACGUGAUGCGAUAUAACCGUCUACAAGUUCGAGGGUUAUUGCAAAAUGUAGAACCAACUGCAGAAAGCCGCAGCCACGAAUUUUCUGUUGAUCUGUAUGAUGUCGGUGUAUUUGUAACGCUAAAUGUUGAGCCAGAAGGUUCACAACGGCGGGGUGGCAUGGCAAAGAGGGGUAAGAAGAAGGGCAAGAAAAAAAUAUCUAGAGACGACGAAGAGGAUGUUAGUUAUGAUUAUGACAUGGUUGCGCUUCAAGAGGAUGACGACGUUAACGCAGAAGAUGACAAUACAGAUGAUGACAACGUAAAAAAGUUGGCAAAUUUAGACACAGCUGAACCCAUAAAUAUGGAAGUAAAUUCUGUGCGUAGAUUUGGAUAUAGAGGUUGGAGGCAAUCGAGGACUUUCUUCACUGGCUUUACGAAUAUAGUGAAUUUCAAAUCAGUCUAUGACGAUUACACGAGUUUGCUAACGGCUGUUAUUCAUGAAAAAGUGCGAGAUGUUGUUAUGAAACAUUUCUUCAGUGUUUUCGAUGAUGCUGUUUCGGAUGUAAAGGAAGGUAAAGACGGCGGGUAUGUUAAGCUAUUCAACAAAAAUGAUAAAGACAAAAAUGAUGAACUUAUCAAUGAAGUUGGUACCGCUGAAAACAACGAGGAUGACGGAAAUGAUAAUGAUGAAAUGAAUACAGGAAAUGAUGGAAUAGAUACCACUUCCAACGAUCACAUACCUGGAAUUUAUUUACAAGGAAGAUCCAACCGCAAGAAGACACGUCAUUGACGACACAAUAAAUUGUAAUAUUGACAUUGAGUAAAUGUUAAUGCCUAACAGAA
Messenger RNA from Pectinophora gossypiella (pink bollworm), 2001 nucleotides. RefSeq lists its product as uncharacterized. The record is from RefSeq and is a predicted model, not a curated record. The transcript is spliced from 9 exons. Bases 242 to 1948 code for a protein of 568 amino acids. Lineage: Eukaryota; Metazoa; Arthropoda; Insecta; Lepidoptera; Gelechiidae.